CCAGAGCAGGCCACUUUCGAUCUGGAUUCAACAUUGAAGUACUUUUGCCAUACUGGCUAUGUCACCAAUGGGUUCCCCAAAGCGAAGUGUUUGGCUAUUGAUGGCCUGGCGUCGUGGUAUGGCCCCGAUAUGUCCUGCGAGCCUAGAAGUUGCGGUUCUCCCACUCAGAUACCGCAUGGAUACCAUGCGGGCGAAUGUUACACGUUCGGAUGCCGGAUUUCGUAUCAUUGCGUGGAAAGCUAUGAGCUGGUAGGCAAAGGAGAUCGGUUCUGUCAGAGCGAUGGCAACUGGAGCCCAAAAGAACUGCCCACUUGUGUUCGUAAGUAGAGAAGAUCAUAUAAACUUGGUUUUUUUCCCUAACAAUUGUUAAAUUCCGGCUGUCGUGAACAAGCGGUGAGUUAGUUUGUUAGAAUUAUAGCAAUUCGUUUAGCAGGGCAAAUGUGAUGGAAAUGCGGACUAUGGAUCGUCAAAUUUUCACUAGAUCCUGCCAUGUAAUGGCUUCUAUUCUCUGGUAGAACAAUGUAAUGAAUCAAAAUUAAUUCCUGGGUUUCAGUCAUUUA
Molecule: messenger RNA, 560 nt
Organism: Dendroctonus ponderosae (mountain pine beetle)
Lineage: Eukaryota; Metazoa; Arthropoda; Insecta; Coleoptera; Curculionidae
Product: protein lev-9-like
Cellular component (GO): extracellular region
Molecular function (GO): peptidase inhibitor activity
Source: RefSeq, a predicted model, not a curated record